AAUUCUGAAAGAGCUUUCAAACUUGACAACUGUACACCAAAGUAAUCCAAGUUGUGCAAAAUCCAGACUAUCCAAGUUGUUUUUCUUGUCCGAAUUCCUUUGGCAUGAACCGUCUUCGUACUGACUUCAGCGUCCCGGAAUGGGCAUCAGCUGGGUUGGGCUUGGCAUCGUUGUGGCGAAUGAAUCAGAGUGCAAGCGCAGCGAGUUUCGGGAAUCUGGCAAUGUCUGGCACAAGGAAUGGGGAUUUCAGCAAGGUCAGAGGAGUUGCAUUGACCAGCUAUUUGUGGUUCUUUUUGUCGUUCCCAAAGGCAGCAUGACCACCAAUUACAAAGUAGCGACUGCUGCUGGUCGUGAGUAUCAACAGUCUCAGGUGAAGGAAGAAGUCAAAGAGGAGGUCAUUUCGAGGUUUGAGGAGGAUACCAAAAUGGAAAAGGACAAGAAGGAGAAGAAGAAAGACAAGAAGGCCAAAAAGGCAGCAAAGAAAUUGAAGAAAAUGGAGAAGAAAGCUGCAAAGAAGGAUAAGAAGGCAAAGAAGGAAGCCAAGCUCCUCGAAAUUGAAAGAGCAAUGCAGGAAGCUCGUGGCGUAAAGCGGAAGUCCAGCUCCUCGAGCAGCUCCUAG
Cladocopium goreaui is the source of this 619-nucleotide messenger RNA. Lineage: Eukaryota; Dinophyceae; Suessiales; Symbiodiniaceae. The record is from the annotation of a GenBank genome assembly.